Alosa sapidissima (American shad) is the source of this 3969-nucleotide messenger RNA. RefSeq names its product chromogranin B (gene chgb). NCBI's taxonomy places the organism in Eukaryota, Metazoa, Chordata, Actinopteri, Clupeiformes, Clupeidae. The transcript is spliced from 5 exons. Bases 516 to 3002 code for a protein of 828 amino acids. Gene Ontology annotation, cellular component: secretory granule. The record is from RefSeq and is a predicted model, not a curated record.
ACAGAACAUUCAGGCGCUCUUGUGCAAUUCAGCCCCAAACGAACCUGCGGCCAAAUUCCCAUCAAUGGUCCUCUAAUAGGAGGAUAAUUGUUUUCUUUCUAAAUGAGUUUGGAAGAAUUACAUAUUAAUGUGAUUUCGGGUUGAUUUAAAAGCCUCGCCGUAUUAUGUAAGGGACGUGGGAGUGUGUUAGAUUCGAACUGACAGGAGCUUCUGAGAAAAAAAUCUCCCCGAAGUUUUUUCCCCCCCUCGGUGUGCGUGUGGAAAGCUGUGCGUUUUCCGCGGCUCGGCGGGGACUAGAUAAAGCAGGACACAUCUGGGGGAGAGCAAGUCCACCCACUCCUGCCCGUACCUCACUCAUCUUCUUGUGCUCUUCUAUCCGCGCUCCUCGUCUGCGGAGAAGAUCCGCGGAACAGAGUGGAGCCGAGACUCGAGCGGGACUGAGGUCUUGUCACCACUAGUAACAGGACCUGUCGGACCUCAGUUUUUAUGCGUCUUUUGCUUAAUCUUCGCUCAAUAUGUUCACGAUGAAACGGGCCUUUCUGUUAGUGGUGGCUUUGUCGUUUAUAGCAGAUAACCAGUCGCUUCCAACGGUAAAAUCGGAGAGACGAGAGGAUUUGCUCAAGAGAUGCUUGGUAGAAGCCCUUUCCAUUGCACUUUCCAAAUCAGAAGCAACGCCAGGGCAUUCGGAGUGCAAAGAUCUCUUCAAAGGAGGUUCCAAGCCCAAUGAGCUGGUGAAGAAGAGCGAGGAGCAGGUGCCACUUCCUGAGGGGGAGGAUGGAGCCCAGGAGGCAUCGGAGCUGGAAGCCAUCCGAGAUCUCCUCAGGGAGAACGAGGAGAAGCGCGAGGAGGCUGAUGAUGAGCGGAGCCAGGAAGCGUUCCCCGGCUACAAGAAGAAGAGAUGGCAUCUACCGGGCGCGAAAAAAUGGGAGGAUCUGGGAGAGGACGAGCGAAGCCAGGAGGAGUUUCCUCAGUACCAGAAGAGAGGACACAGCCUUCUGUCAGAGAAGGAGAAACGUGAAGAGGCAGACGAAGAACGCAGCCAGGAGUCAUUUCCAGGAUACAGGAAGAGAUGGGAGGAGGAAGAUGAGGAACGUAGUCAAGAAGCGUUUCCAGGAUACAAGAAAAGAGGAGAAGAAGAUGAUGGAGAACGUAGCCAGGAAGCGUUUCCAGGAUACAAGAAAAGGGAAGAGAGCGCUGAAGAGCGUAGUCAGGAGGCGUUUCCAGAAUACAUGAGAAGACACCUUUCAGACCAACACAAGAGGGAAGAGGAAGAUGAGGAACGCAGUCAGGAGGCUUUCCCAGAAUAUGCCAUGAAGAGGCACCUUAAUCCGAAACGGGCUGAUGAUGAGGAUGAGGAGAGAAGCCAGGAGGCUUUCCCAGACUUCCUCCCCCAGAAGAGACACCAGGAGGAGGAAGAGGAGGAGGACAGAGAGAGGAGAUCUUGGAGAUCAACACGCCCACACCAGACAAGGCAUCACAAGCGUGGAGAUUUGUCUGAGGAUGAGGAGGAAGAGGAGGAAGAUGAGAUGGAUAGAGAGAGGAGGUCUUGGAGAGGAACAAAACACCAAACAAGGCACCACAAACGAGGAGCAGACGCACCUGAGGAGGAAGAGAAUGAGGAUGAAGACGAGAUUGAUAGAGAGAGGAGGUCGUCUUGGAGAUCGUCACGCCCACACCAAACAAGGCACCACAAACGAGGAGUAGACGCAUCUGAUGAGGAAGAGGAAGAUGGUGAAGAUGAGAUGGAUAGAGAGAGGAGGUCGUCUUGGAGAUCGUCACGCCCACACCAAACAAGGCACCACAAACGAGGAGUAGACGCAUCUGAUGAGGAAGAGGAAGAUGGUGAAGAUGAGAUGGAUAGAGAGAGGAGGUCAUCUUGGAGAUCGUCACGCCCACACCAAACAAGGCACCACAAACGAGGAGUAGACGCAUCUGAUGAGGAAGAGGAAGAUGGUGAAGAUGAGAUGGAUAGAGAGAGGAGGUCAUCUUGGAGAUCGUCACGCCCACACCAAACAAGGCACCACAAACGAGGAGUAGACGCAUCUGAGGAGGAAGAGGAAGAUGGUGAAGACGAGAUCAACAGAGAGAUAAGGUCUUGGAGAGGAACAAAACACCAAACAAGGCACCACAAACGAGGAGUAGAUGCAUCUGAUGAGGAAGAGGAAGAUGAUGAAGAUGAGAUGGAUAGAGAGAGGAGGUCUUGGAGAGGAACAAAACACCAAACAAGGCACCACAAACGAGGAGUAGAUGCACCUGAGGACAAAGAGGAAAAUGAUGACGAUGAGAUCGACAGAGAGAUCAGGUCUUGGAGAGGAACAAAACACCAAACAAGGCACCACAAACGAGGAGCAGACGCACCUGAAGAGGAAGAGAAUGAGGAUGAAGAUGAGAUGGAUAGAGAGAGGAGGUCGUCUUGGAGAUCGUCACGCCCACACCAAACAAGGCACCACAAACAAGGAGCAGACGCAGAACAGGAGGAGGAAGAGGAAGAUGGUGAAGAUGAGAUGGAUAGAGAAAGGAGGUCUUGGAGAGGAACAAAACACCAAACAAGGCACCACAAACGAGGAGCAGACGCAGAACAAGAGGAGGACGAGGUCGAUCCGGGGGUCCUAGAUGACGAGGAGCGUGAGGAGGCACUAAGGUACCUGGCCCAGAGGGGCAAGGAGCUGGGGGAGCGCCUACUAGCAGAAGAGGCAGAGGAGGAGCAAGAGGAGGCGCAUCAGCAGGAGAAGCGCAACCCCUGGAUCUAUCGAGGCUUCUACCACCCCGCUUGGUACAAGAGGAGCACCGCAGCAACCGCUGCCGCCACCAACAACCUCGCCCGCUUCCUCAACUACAAGAGGACCCAGCUGUCACACCUUGCGGUGCCACAGGGGGGCGCUGUGGCCCUGCAGGAAAGACCACUCACCCCAGAGGAGGAGAGGGAGCUGGCUAACCUGGCUGCCAUGGACCGGGAGCUAGAGCAGAUCGCCAGCAAGAUCCACAAGGGCCAGGAGAAGUGAUGGGUGUGGAGGGGACCCAAACACUGCUGAGAGAGACCGAAUGAGUUGGGGUUCCCCUUGCUGUUCUCCACGAUCUGACCAGGGUGUGCUGGCUUCCAGGCGCAGGACUGUAGAUAUAAACCUCCAUCGCUGUGGUGACUGUGACUUAUGGUAAAGUUUGUAAAAUCAAGUAGACAGCAACAUCAUCUACGUACAGUCUCUUUUGCUCUUCAGUUUGACGUUGGUGUGGCUCUGUGUGUGUGUGAUUGUUUCAGGUAAAGCCUUUGUAGACUCCCCGCUGUAGUUGUGACACUUACAAACCUGGAUGUGCAACAUGUAUGGUGUUCCCGCUUAUUCAUUUUCCACUUGAUAGGUACCGAUUUAAUUUUCCCAGAACAUACUGUUCCAUGAUAGGGCAACUUUGUAGUGGACACUAGGGUGGAUACGGACCAGUUCUGGCUCAGAGUCAGCACUGCUCUGGAAAAGUGAUGGUUAAAACCAUUCAGUAGACGAGUUUUGAGCAUUCUAUUAAAAAAUGCGUUCAACAUCUAAGAUUCUUGAAUUACAGGAUGGGCCCAGAUACUCCUUAGAAUGUUUGACAACAUUUCAAACACAAGUGUGACUGUGGCUGUUGAUGGGUUAUAUAAUCGGACUGCACACCCAGUACUGUCUGGAGAUCAGUGAUGGGAACUAGUAGUUUAGCCACAUCCUUAUUUUUAUGAAGCUGAACAAGAAAUGAAUGGAAAACUGUAUAAAACCUAAAAUGCACACACGUCUUGUCAAUGCCUCUGCUGUGUCAAACUUCGUACUUUGUGAAACUUUUUCGACGUUUGAGAAAACUUAACAGCAUGGGAAUGAUUAACCAAUCUGACUUUUGUGAUGACUAUGCUCUUUGCUUGUAUGUUCAAAGUUCUCUAUGAUGUUCUGUAUGUUUGUGUUUGUUUCCAAGUCUGUUGUUGAUGAAGUAAUUUAAUAAAAUGAAUUAUUC